CAACAAUAUUUUUAUACAAUACCGCUAUCAUUGAUGACUUUUUCUAUGUUUUAACAAUUUGUAUCAAACUUAAAAUUAUGUACCCAAACUUUGUUUUGAUCGCCAAAAAUACUAAACUUCCAUAUAUGACUUGUCUUCUGCGUCUUGACCUUCGCUAAUCAUGGAGAAAGCGAUCAUGGAAAAGAGCAAAGUUGUCAAGACAGACCAACCAGCAGCAAACAUGAUGGGGCGCCUUCCUCAGGAGAUCAUCCUUCGGAUAUUAUCCAGGCUUCCUAUAACAUCUUUGGUGCAAUCAAAGUUAGUUUGCCGAGCCUGGCGAAGCUUAAUACGAGAUCCCCUUCUUGUUAGUCAGCAUUUCUCACAGAUGGCUGAUAAUGAUCCAAGCUUCAUCUUACAAAGCCUUAGGCGUGCCCCGUAUGAUCAGCUUUACUUUACAGAUUUCUCUGAUUUUAGCGAAGGAAAGGUGAUCUCAAUGAAACCAGACAAUUCCUCUAUGCUUAUGUCUUUGGAGGAUUCAUGCAAUGGCUUGCUAUGCAUGCGUGAUUCGCGAGGCAUAUACAUAUGCAACCCCUUUACCAGGCUUUCGAUAGAGCUCCCAAAAUUCAUUAACUAUCCACCAGAGUUGGGACACUUGGAAUUUGGUUUCAAUCCAACCAAAAAAGAAUACAAGGUUAUCCAAAUAUUAUAUCGACCACAAUUGGAAAAAAGAGACCGUCCUUAUGUUAAUGAAUCUACUUUGGUACAAUCUGAGGUUCAUGUUCUAACUAUUGGCAGCCCUGUUUGGAGAAAUCUAGGAAUGAUAUCUUACCAUUUUAUUAGGCAGACAUCAAAGUUUAUGGUCAAGGGGAGACUUCAUUGGCUUUGUAGGCCUAAAAAGAACACCUGGGCUACCUUACUCAUAUCUUUUGAUCUCGAAACUGAGCAAUUCCAGGAGGUACCUAAACCUAAUUGCUGCGAUUUAGUAAAGUGUUUUCAACAUCUGAUGGUUCUACGAGGUUGUCUCUGCGUGGGUUCUUCUCAUAAUAAUAAAGAACUGGAGGUUUGGGUUAUGAAGGAAUAUGGUAUGAAGGAGUCUUGGGUCAAAGAAUUCAAUAUUGGGUUUUACGUGCCCCAGACAUUGCAGCAAAAGGCUUUCCGACGCUUGAGUUAUCCAUGGGUUGGUUUCCGUAAUUUGUUUGUUCAAGUUGUAUGCAUUUUGAAAAGUGGUCAGAUCAUAUUAGAGUAUAGAAGCCAAACACUUGUUCUAUAUGAUCCACAACAUGGAACAUUCAAGGAGCUUACAUUUCCAGGAAUACCGGAUUGGUUCAAAAUAGUUGUUCACAUCGGCAGCCUUAAUUGUAUUGAUACUCCUAUUAAUUUUUAA
Durio zibethinus is the source of this 1363-nucleotide messenger RNA. RefSeq names its product F-box protein At3g07870-like. The record is from RefSeq and is a predicted model, not a curated record. NCBI's taxonomy places the organism in Eukaryota, Viridiplantae, Streptophyta, Magnoliopsida, Malvales, Malvaceae. Gene Ontology annotation, molecular function: protein binding.